Messenger RNA from Oldenlandia corymbosa var. corymbosa, 378 nucleotides. The record is from the annotation of a GenBank genome assembly. NCBI's taxonomy places the organism in Eukaryota, Viridiplantae, Streptophyta, Magnoliopsida, Gentianales, Rubiaceae.
AUGCAUUCAAUCUCCGGAAGUGGAACUAUCUUCAGCAGUUUGUUUUUUUUUUUUUAUCACAAAACUGUUGGAAACUCUGCCUCCGGCCAUUCAUUAUGCACGCAAAGUGUUGGACUAUAUGCGUGGCCCGAAUGUAUUUCUCUCCAACAAGUUUCUUCAAACCUCUUCUUCCCAAGAAACGAUAGGAUGGAAAGAAAAGACUUGCCCACUUGGAAUUCGUUGAUUGCAGGGUACUUCAGGUGGGGUUAUGGUGGAAGCAUUGGGUUUGUUUCCAGAGAUGCUAUCCAGAAAUGUGAUGAUAUCCAGCUACUCGCAGAAUGGCAAGUAUUGAGACGUGCUAGGAAUAUACCUGGAAACGGAGAAGAAUCCAAGGGUUAG